AUGACUGCACUCAACAAGGAAGGGAAGGACCAAGUCAUUUUUGUUACCAAGGAGAAACAUGAGAUCCCUAGCACCGUAAAGCUCAUUAAAGAGGAUGCGAAUGAGGACCAUGAAGAAAAAGAAGAAGUGAAGGGCUCAGACUGCCUGGAACAGUUUAUGAGCAUGCAGGAGUGUCUCCGUCAACACCCUGAACUUUAUCCUGAUGAGAAGGACCCUGAUCCUCAUACUGCAAACCCUGAGCCAAACUCACAGCAGAAAGACUCUGCCUCCAUAUCUGACUUCACUCCAACCAAAGAGUCUGACACAAUACCAACUGAGACUGAUGUGAUGCCUUCACAGUUGCCCAUAGCUAGUUAA
Myxocyprinus asiaticus (Chinese sucker) is the source of this 357-nucleotide messenger RNA. It is a transcript of the gene chchd4b, whose product is annotated as coiled-coil-helix-coiled-coil-helix domain containing 4b. Gene Ontology annotation, cellular component: mitochondrial intermembrane space. Lineage: Eukaryota; Metazoa; Chordata; Actinopteri; Cypriniformes; Catostomidae. The coding region runs from base 1 to 357 and encodes 118 amino acids. Gene Ontology annotation, biological process: protein import into mitochondrial intermembrane space. Gene Ontology annotation, molecular function: protein-disulfide reductase activity. The record is from RefSeq and is a predicted model, not a curated record. The transcript has 3 exons.